AUGACAAGCCUGAUUCACACCCAUAUUGCGGUCAUAUCGGUUGCUUUGCAUCUAUUCAUACUCUCCUUAAGUCUCACUUCUAGUUUUAUUGCUUCAUUUUCUUCUUCCAAUCGUCUGUUGUCUUACCCAUCCGCUCGUCGCACAUGUUUUCGCCGGUCGGCAUCUGCACUUAAUAAUGACGGUGGCACUAAGAUAUUGGCUGGUGUAGAGGCCCAUAUUCAGUUGGCACUUCCACAGAAGAUUUUCUGUAAUUGUACCAGCACUGCGUCGUUCUCUGAUGGAUCGGUGUCCACUCAUGACCAGGAAGAUGCGGCAUCGUUUGCAUCAGCCACUCUCUCCAGGUCGCAGGAACUGUAUCGGCGGCUUGGUGGCAUCAUAGAGGCUAUAUUAGGCGGGAAUAACACAACUAGCAGGGUAGGAGAUGAUAGUUACGUGAAUAAGCACGUUUCAUUGCCUUUCAAUGAAUAUGUUUCACUGUACAAUACUCUACACGCCAAGCGCGCCGUUGAUGGUACGGAGGACAGUCGAGACAUGGAGCUUAAAGUGGAUGCAUUCCGCCGUUUGAACGAGUUUACAUGCCCAGUUUGCAAGGGAGAGGUUGGAAGCCUCCCUUUGUUAUCGCCUUUAGCUGUCUUAUACGGUCUCUCUGCGUGCCAUACGUUCUCUUGUACACCUAGCAGUUCGCUAUCUUUUGAUCGCAAGGUCUACUCUUACCCUGAUUUGCCUAAGCGUUACCAAUUGACUCAGGUUCGCAACCCAAUCGGCACGAAUGGCCGCAUCUUGUUGAAUAGCGGCCGCGAAAUUAUUAUACAACGAGUUAAUUUGGAAGAGGAUACCGCACGUACGUUGUCUGAGACUGGGCAACCACUUUCGCUUGAUUAUAACCGCAGCGGUAUCGGUUUGGUUGAGGUAGUUACUGAAGCGUCUGAAAUGACCGUUGACGAACUGGUUGAGUGUUGUUCAAAGAUUUAUCAGUUGGCUGUUGGCAGCGGUUUGUGCAAGGGUCGUAUGCACGAGGGCAAUGUGCGCUUUGAUGUCAAUAUUUCUGCCCCCUUAAUGGGUUCCAAACGUAUUGAGCUGAAGAACUUGAAUUCAUUUCGCCGUAUUCGGCGCGCAGUGUCGUUGUGCCUGUCGUCGGAGUCCUGGGGAGAGGAUCAGACUGCUUAUGUAGAAGGAUGUAACAGCACAGCAACGCGUUUGGACGCUAUUCCUAACGCAUGGGUGGAUCUUCUACGUCGCGUACCUGUGGGAACUUGCGUUGCCCCUGCGACAGUUCCCGUUGGUUCCACCCUGAAGUGGAGUAGCGAACAGAAUACUGUGGGAUAUCAGCGCGAGAAGUUCUCUGGAGACUCUUACCUCAACAUCGUGGAUUCAAACAUUCCAAAGAUCACGUUGAAUGAUGUUUUAUUUUCUAAAAUCAUCUCUAGCGCGUUGUCCGAUGACCGGCCAAGUUUGGAAUAUUUGCACGCCUCGUACCCUACGGUACCACUCGAUUUGCUGUCUGUGAUACAUAAGAGCAGUGCACGUAUCGAGCUCUUCGUACACCUAUGCAGCUCGGUCGGCGACGCUGUUAUUGUGGCAAAAUGGCUCGUGAAUUAUAUUGUGCCUUCCGUUAACAUAAACUGCAUCGACGUCGACCAACUGUCUGAGUUGCUGAAUAUCGUAUCUUCUAAGGGUCUGAAUGUGGAUACUGCGCGGCGAAUAAUGCCGGAUUUCUUGUCCAGCGGUAUGCGUUUGGACGAGUACAUGCGUUGCCACGGGUUGGGACUGCUAGAUGAGACUGCAACGCGGAAAUUUGUUGAGGAUUACCUGGAUAAGCAGAAUCUCAAAGACGUAAUCGAGAUGAGUGCAUCUUCCAUCACACGUCUGGUGCGUGAUAUUGUUGCUGCUUCUGGUCAUCGUCUGAGCUACCAAAGGGUACGCGAUCAUUUGGUCUCCCCGUUAGGCUCAGGUUAA
This is a messenger RNA of Babesia sp. Xinjiang, 1956 nucleotides long. RefSeq names its product Aspartyl/glutamyl-tRNA(Asn/Gln) amidotransferase subunit B (gene gatB). The record is from RefSeq and is a predicted model, not a curated record. The coding region runs from base 1 to 1956 and encodes 651 amino acids. Gene Ontology annotation, molecular function: glutaminyl-tRNA synthase (glutamine-hydrolyzing) activity. Gene Ontology annotation, biological process: mitochondrial translation; glutaminyl-tRNAGln biosynthesis via transamidation. Lineage: Eukaryota; Apicomplexa; Aconoidasida; Piroplasmida; Babesiidae. The transcript has a single exon.